GCAGCUGAUAGAGAUGGAGCCGCCGCCGCCGCUGAGCGCCCGGAUCCUGGCUCCGGCCCGACUAUCGCCACCUCAGUGACCCCAUUCCCCCCCGCACUGGGCCACCCGGGCCAGAGUGGGGGACCCCCGCCACCCCGUCCCCCUCCCCAACUCCGUCCCCUCUCCCCCGCCACCCCCAAAGCCUGCGCGCGCGCGGAGACGCUUCAGGAGUGUAUGAAAUGCCCAGCUGGUAAUCCCUCACCUCCUCAUGGGCCUGCCAGUAGUCUGCCUGGGGAGGACAGGGAAGCACAAAGAACAAGAGGAAAGAUGCAUCCAUCUGAGAUCUAAAAGGAGACAAUGAGAAUCUCUUUAAGAUGGACAUAGAAGACUGCAAUGGCCGCUCCUAUAUGUCUGGUAGCGGGGACUCAUCUCUGGAGAAGGAAUUCCUUGGGGCCCCGGUGGGGCCCUCAGUGAGCACCCCUAAUAGCCAGCACUCUUCUCCCAGUCGCUCACUCAGUGCCAACUCCAUCAAGGUGGAGAUGUACAGCGAUGAGGAGUCAAGCAGACUGCUGGGGCCAGAUGAGCGGCUCUUGGAAAAGGAUGACAGCGUAAUUGUGGAAGAUUCAUUGUCGGAGCCCCUGGGCUACUGUGAUGGGAGUGGGCCAGAGCCUCACUCUCCUGGUGGCAUCCGACUACCCAAUGGCAAGCUCAAGUGUGAUGUCUGUGGUAUGGUCUGUAUCGGACCCAACGUGCUCAUGGUGCACAAGCGCAGCCACACCGGUGAACGGCCCUUCCACUGCAACCAGUGUGGAGCUUCCUUUACCCAGAAGGGGAACCUGCUGCGUCACAUCAAGCUGCACUCUGGAGAGAAGCCCUUCAAAUGUCCCUUCUGCAACUACGCCUGCCGCCGGCGUGAUGCACUCACCGGCCACCUCCGCACACACUCAGUCUCCUCUCCCACAGUGGGCAAGCCCUACAAGUGUAACUACUGCGGCCGGAGCUACAAACAGCAGAGUACCCUGGAGGAGCACAAAGAGCGGUGCCACAACUACCUACAGAGUCUUAGCACUGAAGCCCAAGCUUUGGCUGGCCAACCAGGCGAUGAGAUACGUGACCUGGAGAUGGUGCCAGACUCCAUGCUGCACUCAUCUUCUGAGCGGCCAACAUUCAUUGAUCGUCUCGCCAACAGCCUCACCAAACGCAAGCGUUCCACCCCCCAGAAGUUUGUAGGUGAAAAGCAGAUGCGCUUCAGCCUCUCAGACCUCCCCUAUGAUGUGAACUCGGGUGGCUAUGAAAAGGAUGUGGAGUUGGUGGCACACCACGGCUUGGAGCCUGGCUUUGGAGGUUCUCUGGCCUUUGUAGGCACAGAGCAUCUGCGACCCCUUCGCCUUCCACCCACCAAUUGCAUCUCAGAACUCACACCCGUCAUUAGCUCUGUCUACACCCAGAUGCAGCCCCUCCCUGGUCGACUGGAGCUUCCAGGGUCCCGAGAAGCAGGUGAGGGACCCGAGGACCUGGCUGAUGGAGGUCCCCUCCUCUACCGGGCCCGAGGACCCCUGACUGAUCCUGGGGCAUCCCCCAGCAAUGGCUGCCAGGACUCCACAGACACAGAAAGCAACCAUGAAGAUCGGGUUGCAGGGGUGGUAUCCCUCCCUCAGGGUCCCCCACCCCAGCCACCUCCCACCAUUGUGGUGGGCCGGCACAGUCCUGCCUACGCCAAAGAGGACCCCAAGCCACAGGAGGGGUUACUGCGGGGCACCCCAGGCCCAUCCAAGGAAGUGCUUCGGGUGGUGGGCGAGAGUGGUGAGCCCGUGAAGGCCUUCAAGUGUGAGCACUGCCGUAUCCUCUUCCUGGACCACGUCAUGUUCACUAUCCACAUGGGCUGCCAUGGUUUCAGAGACCCUUUCGAGUGCAACAUCUGUGGUUACCACAGCCAGGACCGGUACGAAUUUUCUUCCCACAUUGUCCGGGGGGAGCAUAAGGUGGGCUAGCAGCUUCUCCCCCGACCCCCAGUCCACCACUCCACUGCCCUGCCUACAAGUGUCUAGCCCUGUUUCCACCACAUCCCGAGGAGUUUUGCUUUGUAGCCCCCACCACUGGCUAUCUGACUUCACACCUGACCCUGACCCCUCCUCACCUAUUCUCCUCUACUCUGACCGAUUUAAGCAUUGUGAGGAAACAGGUCUUUUGCUUAUAUUUCUCCUUUUUCUCUUCUCUCAUCCCAACAUACUCACUAUUUAUUAAUUAGUUUAUUUUUCUUUUGCCUUUUUUUUUUUUUUUAAACUUAUAUUAGUCACAUGCUACUCCCCACCCUCCUGCCCACAGUUCCCUUCCACUUUAGGCCUAAUUUGUCUCUUUGACCUAGAAUCCUCCAACAGCCCCAGGGGUAGGAAGCUCCUCUUCAUACUUAGAGACCUUGAGCUUCUUGCUUUAAGUCCUCACCCUUACAUUACCAGAUUCUUUAAUUUUGAUGCUGAUACCUCUCUCUGGCCCCACCUUAGCCCUGUGGCAUUAUAUCUCCUCUCUGGGACCCUUCAACCUGGUACUUCAUACCUCUUGUGCCCUCUCACAUUAGGCAGCUUGCACUAUUCUUGAAUGAAUGAAGAAUUUCCUCAUUUGGAAGUAGGAGGGGCGGAAGAAAUUCUCCCCAGGCAUUGUGGGACUGAGGGUCCUCUUGAUGUUCUGCUAGUAACAUGAGUUCCUCAAAGGCUACAUUCAGGAUCUCCCUCUAAGAUGUGACAUAUCUCUUCCUUGAAAAAUCCCUCAACACUGCUCUAAUAUCUUUAAUCUGCCGGUCUAUUCAGUGGUGGCUUUUCUCUCCUUGGAGUGCCCCAUUUUUGUAUUCUCAGGGGCCAAGGCUAGGUCUGCAACCUUCUGUCUCUGACACAUUGGGAGCCACAGGUGCCUAAUUGGGAACCAGGGCAUGGGAAGGGGGUGGGUCUAAAUUCUUCUCUUUCUCCUCCACCUCUCAAACUUCUUCACUCUAGUGACCUUCCUAGGCUCUCAGGGGCUCCUCUAGUCCCCAUCCUAUGAGAAACUAGUAGGUUGCUGCCUAAUGACAAGGGGGUAUCUCAACCCCUCAGUCAUGCUGCUUUCUUCCUCCCCCUCCCAGCAGGAUUCACCCUCUCAUUCCUGGGCUCCUGGGCCCUGUUCUUAGGAUCAGUGCCAGGGAGAAAAGGGUGUCUCUUUUCUCACUUCUAAUUCUCAGUAUAACCAAAAAUUAACCCAGGAUGAGCAAGGGCAUGUGCCCCUUACUCCAUUCCACCCUCGUUCCAGCAAGAAUGGGAUGGGCACAACUGAACUGGGGUCAUCCUAUAUUGCCCCCUUCUACACUCAGCUCGCAGACAUAGGGUAGGAGGGGGCAGUCUUCUGGCUACAGCAGAGACCCCUGGCUAUAUGGGUAAUCUAGGAUCAGUGAGAAGGGGCAGGAGGAGAUACAACUCCACUGCAAGUGGAAGUCUCUUUCAAAUAGAGUUUCCUGUCCGAGGCCACAGCCAUCCCACUCUCUGCUUCCCUGAGAUUCAAACCAAAGGCUGUUUUUCUAUGUUUAAAGAAAAAAAAAAAAAAAAAAAAAGUAAAAACCAAACACAACACCUCGUAAGUUUUAACUCUUGGUCCUUCUCUCUCCUUUUCUCUUCCCUUCCUUUCCCUUCCACCUUUCUUUCCACAUGUCCUUUCCUUAUUAGCUCUUUUGCCUCCUACUUUUCUCACUCCCUAUCAGGGAUAUUUUGGGGGAUGGUAAAGGGUGGGCUAAGGAACAGACCCUGGGAUUGGGGCUCUUAAGGGCUCUGGGAAAAGUCUACCUUACCUUCUUAUGGGAAGAGAGACCCUAAAAAUUUUCUCCUCUUUAUCCUCCCUUUUCUUCUCCAUUAUGUGGUUUCCCCAAGAAAACCAGAUUGGCAGGGAGAGGCACCAUGAGGUGAUUGUUUCUCCUUGACAAUGUAGCAAUAAACAGAUGCUGCCAAGGGCAGAGGAUGAGGAGUUACCUCAGAGGAGAGUGGUUUCUAGAGAAAGGAAGAAUCUUCUCAACAGCACCCCAGGGUACUAGCUCCUUGUUUCAGGAUGGCAGCAGAGCUGAGAUUAAUAUCUGGGCUUCUCCUGAAUUAUUCUGGUUAUUGAGCCCCUUCUCGUUAGCCCCAGGCCCCCCCGCCCACCUCUUCUGUGUUUGCUGUGUAUUUAGUGACACCUCCUAAGGACUAGUCCCUUCUGAGGUAUCAGAGUCUUAGGGUAUCCCCAUCCCCUCCCCCAGUUGCUUUGGCACCUGUAACCUCCCAGAACAUGAAGGACUAUGCUCUGAGGCUAUAUAUUUGCUCUGUGCCCAUGAGAGCAGAGACUGGAAGGGCAAGACCAGGUGCUAAGGAGGGGAGAGAAGGGCAUCCUGUCUCUCUCCAAACCAUCACUGCACUUUAACCAGGGUCUUAGGUACAAAAUCCUACUUUUCAGAGCCUUCCAGCUCUGGAACCUCAAACAUCCUCAUGCUCUCUCCUAGCUCCUUUUGCAUAAAAAAAAAAAAAAAGAAAGAAAGAAAGAAAGAAAGAAAAAAACCCCAACCAUUGAAACCCACAUGGAGAAAAGAGGUGUUUCCUUUUAUAUUGCUAUUCAAAAUCAACACCACAUACAAAAAAAUUUCUAAAUAGACACUUUUCCAGACCUUCGUUUUUUCGUGUCAGUGUCCAAGCUGUGGAUGGGAUUUUGUAAUACUUCUAGCAGCUUCUUUCCUUGUGUACAUAAUAUAUAUAUAUAUAUAUUUUUAAUCAGAAGUUAUGAAGAACAAGAAAAUAAAAUAAAACACAGAAGCAAGUGCAAUACCACCUCUCUUCCUCUCUCCCAGGGUUUUGUUUGUAGCCUAUGUUUGGUGUCUCCUUUGACCCAUAACCCCUCACCUCUUCCUCUGGUCCUCUCUCCCCUCCUUUUUAAAAGAGUUUUUCUCCUUUCUCAAGAGGAGUUAAACUAGCUUUUGAGACUUAUUGCAAAGCAUUUUGUAUAUGUAAUAUAUUGUAAGUAAAUAUUUGUGUAACGGAGAUAUACUACUGUAAGU
Molecule: messenger RNA, 5017 nt
Organism: Cynocephalus volans (Philippine flying lemur)
Lineage: Eukaryota; Metazoa; Chordata; Mammalia; Dermoptera; Cynocephalidae
Gene: IKZF4
Product: IKAROS family zinc finger 4
Exons: 10
Coding region: 354-1970 (538 amino acids)
Biological process (GO): regulation of transcription by RNA polymerase II
Molecular function (GO): DNA-binding transcription factor activity; RNA polymerase II cis-regulatory region sequence-specific DNA binding
Source: RefSeq, a predicted model, not a curated record